GAGCACCACAGGUCAAAAAGAUUAAAGAAACUCAAGAGGGAGAGUGUGGGAGGAGGUUUUAAGCAGGAGUGUGGGAAAACUGAGAGGGUGACAACGAGAAGGGAUCUGGAAAAGUCUGAGGACUGUGUUGAAAUCCUGAGUACUCAAAUUCCUUCUAACAAAGUGCCAGUUGUGCAGCACCCACACCAUGUACACCCUCUUACGCCGCUUAUCACGUACAGCAAUGAGCACUUCACACCAGGAAACCCUCCUCCACACUUACCAGCCGACGUAGAUCCCAAAACAGGAAUUCCAAGGCCUCCACAUCCUCCAGAUAUAUCUCCUUAUUAUCCAUUAUCACCGGGCACUGUAGGACAAAUCCCCCAUCCGCUAGGAUGGUUAGUACCACAGCAAGGUCAGCCAGUGUAUCCAAUCACAACAGGGGGUUUCCGCCACCCUUACCCAACAGCUCUGACCGUCAAUGCUUCCAUGUCAAGGUUUCCUCCACACAUGGUCCCGCCACACCAUAGUUUACAUACAACUGGAAUCCCUCAUCCGGCCAUAGUCACACCAACAGUCAAACAGGAAUCCUCCCAGAGCGACGUCGGCUCACUCCACAGCUCAAAACAUCAGGACUCCAAAAAAGAAGAAGAGAAAAAGAAGCCACACAUAAAGAAACCUCUUAAUGCAUUUAUGUUGUAUAUGAAGGAAAUGAGAGCAAAAGUUGUAGCAGAAUGCACAUUGAAAGAGAGCGCAGCCAUCAACCAAAUCCUCGGUCGAAGGUGGCAUGCGCUAUCCAGAGAAGAACAAGCGAAAUACUAUGAACUAGCAAGAAAGGAACGACAGCUUCACAUGCAGCUGUACCCGGGCUGGUCCGCACGGGAUAACUAUGGAAAGAAGAAGAAGAGGAAAAGGGAUAAGCAGCCAGGAGAGACCAAUGAACACAGCGAAUGUUUCCUAAAUCCUUGCCUUUCACUUCCUCCGAUUACAG
Molecule: messenger RNA, 970 nt
Organism: Merops nubicus (carmine bee-eater)
Lineage: Eukaryota; Metazoa; Chordata; Aves; Coraciiformes; Meropidae
Product: transcription factor 7-like 2
Exons: 9
Biological process (GO): regulation of transcription by RNA polymerase II; canonical Wnt signaling pathway
Cellular component (GO): beta-catenin-TCF complex; catenin-TCF7L2 complex
Molecular function (GO): DNA-binding transcription factor activity, RNA polymerase II-specific; RNA polymerase II cis-regulatory region sequence-specific DNA binding
Source: RefSeq, a predicted model, not a curated record